AUGCAGCCGCACAAUCUUUCCGGAAAAACACUGCAACCGGGUCCAGACCAGGUUACGAAUGCGAUGCUGCGCAACCUGAGCCGGGAGUCACUGAAGCAGCUCACGACCUACUUCAACAACAACGCCACAUGUUUCGGCACAGGUAACUGCAUAUCGUGCCUGGCGGACCCAAAGAAGCGGACAGGCCACAUCCCGUACAGGGACAGUACGCUUACCAAGCUGCUGGCCGACAGCCUCGGCGGCAGUGGAAUGGCUCUAAUCAUCGCCUGCGUUUCCCCGAGCUCUUCCAAUGCACACGAGACGAUCAACACGCUGAGGUACGCAUCCAGGGCCAAGAGGGUCAAGACGAAGCCAAUGGUCCGAAUGGUGAGCGAACUCGUGAGGGCCGAAUACUCAAGACACGCGAUUCAAGCGUCAGCAGAAGCACUGCAGAAUCCGUUCCUCGGUUGCAGGGCUGUUGCUGUGCGAGAGAAAAAGUAUAAGCUGGCAUUUUAAGUGUGGCGCCGUCCCACUUAGCGCAAUAAUUGCCGCGCAUGAGAACUUUAAUGGUAAAUUCGCUCGCAUCAGGUGGACUCUAUUGACGUAGA
Dermacentor silvarum is the source of this 587-nucleotide messenger RNA. Its product is annotated as kinesin-like protein KIF27. Lineage: Eukaryota; Metazoa; Arthropoda; Arachnida; Ixodida; Ixodidae. Bases 1 to 495 code for a protein of 164 amino acids. Gene Ontology annotation, biological process: microtubule-based movement. The transcript has 4 exons. The record is from RefSeq and is a predicted model, not a curated record. Gene Ontology annotation, molecular function: ATP binding; microtubule motor activity; microtubule binding.